This is a messenger RNA of Rhagoletis zephyria (snowberry fruit fly), 844 nucleotides long. Its product is annotated as UPF0428 protein CG16865. Gene Ontology annotation, biological process: endoplasmic reticulum membrane organization; endoplasmic reticulum to Golgi vesicle-mediated transport. Lineage: Eukaryota; Metazoa; Arthropoda; Insecta; Diptera; Tephritidae. The record is from RefSeq and is a predicted model, not a curated record.
AUCGAUACCAAAAUUACUUGGAAUCGGACGAAAAGUAUCAAGUAUGUACUUGUAUUUUCUAGUACCGUUUUGUCCCUAAUUAUGUUAUACGAAAGGCAUAAUGCCUAAAGUGGUUUCACGCAGCAUUGUUUGCUCGGAUUCUAAGGAUCAAGAAGAAUACAAUGAAGAAAAGCCAUUAAAUAUAUAUUAUUGCCUUUGUGGAAAGUUAACUUUAAUUAUUGAUUGUAGAAUUGAUAUUUUGCCCCUGCGGCCUGUUGAUGGAGCACGAGUGAUUGAUGGAAAACAACAUGCUCAUAAGCUUGCUUUUCAUGGAGGUCAGUCCCUCUACAUAAAACGCGCCAAAGGAUACGAACGGCAAUAUCGCUUAAACUGUAAAUAUUGCAAUCUGCCUUUGUACUACCGUCACGAUCCUGCAUCCGAUGUCACAUUCGUCAUUCGAGGUUCAUUAGUUCGUAAAAAAAUUGAUAAUGCGCUGGAGUUGGAAGAAGUGAUGACUGCGGAUUCAUGCAUUGAAGGAGUAGGUUUUGGUGCAAGUGAAAAAAUCAUGGUAACUCGCCAUACGAAGCACAUGGGAAAAUUUAGCUCGGUUACAGUCUCAACCAUUGACGAGGAAGAAGAUGAAAUUGAAGCACGCGAAAUCGCAGAUAGUUAUGCAAACAAUGCCAAAAUUAUAGAGAAACAACUACAGCGGAAAGGUGGUAAAUUGACGGAUUUGUGUUUACGACAAAAAACAGAAGAACCGCCUUUAGCAAAGAAAGCGAGGGGAACAUUACUUGAUUUGUAAACCAUUUUAUGAAAAAUAAAUUUUUUGCAUUGGAAUGAUAAUAGAUUGUAAUAAAAUAAU